Messenger RNA from Lodderomyces theae, 936 nucleotides. It is a transcript of the gene NOP13, whose product is annotated as Nop13p. The record is from RefSeq and is a predicted model, not a curated record. The transcript has a single exon. Bases 1 to 936 code for a protein of 311 amino acids. Lineage: Eukaryota; Fungi; Ascomycota; Pichiomycetes; Serinales; Debaryomycetaceae. Gene Ontology annotation, molecular function: RNA binding.
AUGUCCGAACAAGAAACCAAGAAGAGGAAAGGAGAUUCACUUGAUGAGUUGGAAAUUGACUUGAAUGCGUCUGUACCGUUGUCCAAAAAGCAAAAGCGUUUAGCUAAGAAGGGGAAAUUGGAAGAAGAACCAGCGCCAAAAGUGUCCACAGUACAAGAGUCUGAGCAAAAACAAGAGAAAUCUAAGUACGGCGUGUGGAUAGGAAAUUUGUCAUUCGACACUAGCAAGGAAGAUCUUGUGAGAUUUUUGGUGGCCAAGUCAUCCAUACCGGAAGAAGACCUUACCAGAGUGAACAUUCCCAAGAGGGGAAACCAGAUCAAAGGUUUUGCGUAUGUGGAUGUAAGGAAUGAAGAACAAGUUGAGAAAUUGGUGGCUUUGAGUGAACAGAAUUUAAACGGGCGCAACUUGCUAAUCAAGAGUGCCACUUCCUUUGAAGGUCGUCCAGAAAAAGACAACGAGUCAAAGUUACCACCAAGCCGGAUCUUGUUUGUCGGUAAUUUGAGUUUUGAUACAACUGAAGACAAUUUGAAGGAGCACUUUCAACACUGUGGAGACAUUGUUAGGAUCAGAAUGGCUACGUUUCAAGAUACCGGGAAAUGUAAAGGCUUUGCCUUUGUAGAUUUCAAGAAUGAAGAGGGUGCUGUUACGGCCAUGAAAUCAAAGCUCGCAAAAACCAUGUUGAACAGAAAAUUGAGAUUAGAGUAUGGGGAAGAUAGAUCAAAGAGGAGACCAAAGAGCCAUGUACGUGAAGAUGUACCACAGGCACGGGAUGCUACUCCUGAUACUCCCGAAAUAAAACCACAGAGAAAGCAAUAUAGAGAAAGGCCGCAGGACAAGCUUGCAGUCAGAGAAAAGUCGUCAGUUGCUUUAGCAAGUGCUCAAAGAGCUAGUGCUGCUAUUGUUCCAUCUUCAGGUAAAAAAAUCAAAUUCGACUAA